Molecule: messenger RNA, 1516 nt
Organism: Nematostella vectensis (starlet sea anemone)
Lineage: Eukaryota; Metazoa; Cnidaria; Anthozoa; Actiniaria; Edwardsiidae
Product: 4-hydroxyphenylpyruvate dioxygenase
Exons: 15
Coding region: 121-1275 (384 amino acids)
Biological process (GO): L-tyrosine catabolic process
Cellular component (GO): Golgi membrane; endoplasmic reticulum membrane
Molecular function (GO): 4-hydroxyphenylpyruvate dioxygenase activity; lactoylglutathione lyase activity; metal ion binding
Source: RefSeq, a predicted model, not a curated record
GCGUUGAUUCCCGUCAUGCUUUUCGCACCCGCAAAUCCUUCAACGUGUACAGCAGCACGCGAGAAAGUUCGUCUCUCCUUCAUCUGUCGAUAGUACAAACAGGCCCUGAUCCCUCUCAAAAUGACCACGUACGAAGACAAAGGAGAGAAGCCUGAAGUUGGCCGAUUCUUGGCUUUUGAUCACAUCACGUUCUGGGUCGGGAAUGCAAAACAGGCUGCCUCGUUCUAUUGCACAAGGAUGGGGUUUAAACCUAUGGCCUACAAAGGACUAGAGACAGGUUCGCGGGAUGAGGUGAUCCAUGUAAUCAAGCAAGAUAAGAUCAUAUUUGUACUGAAAUCCCCAUUGAACCCCUGUGGAAAGUUAACUGAAGAAAUGGGAAAACAUCAAACCACACAUGGUGAUGGAGUCAAAGACAUUGCAUUUGAAGUUGAAGACUGCGUUGCACUGUACAAGGAGUGUGUCAAGAGAGGAGCUGUAUCUGUACGGGAGCCAUGGGAGGAGUCUGAUGGCAAUGGUUCUGUAACCAUGGCAACAGUUCAAACAUAUGGGGAUACAACCCACACGUUUGUGGAGAGAAAAGAUUUUAAUGGUCUAUUCCUUCCUGGAUUCAAGCCACCAAUGCAUGAGGAUAAGCUGCUCUUUAAACUCCCGAAGGCAGGAUUGCAUUUCAUUGACCACGUUGUUGGAAACCAGCCAAACGAUGCCAUGGUCCCAAUAGCUGAAUGGUAUGAGAAGAAUUUGCAGUUCCAUCGAUUCUGGUCUGUGGAUGACAAACAAAUUCACACAGAGUUCAGUGCACUGCGAUCUAUUGUGGUGACAAACUGGGAGGAGACCAUCAAGAUGCCAAUCAACGAACCAGCUCCAGGGAAACGCAAAAGCCAGAUCCAGGAGUUUGUUGACUAUUACGGCACUGCUGGUGUCCAACACAUUGCACUCAAUACAUCAGAUAUUAUCACAGCUAUUUCCAAUCUUAAAGAGCGUGGGAUGCAGUUUCUUUCUAUCCCGGACAAAUACUACGACAACUUGAGAGAGCGCCUGAAGCAUGCUAGUAUCACCGUGACAGAAUCAAUUGAUGAGCUGCAAAAGCUGAAGAUCCUGGUAGACUUUGACGACAAGGGCUACCUACUCCAGAUAUUUACCAAGCCAUGUCAGGACAGACCGACACUCUUCCUGGAAGUUAUCCAGAGACACAACCACACCGGGUUCGGUGCUGGUAACUUCAAGGCUCUUUUCGAGUCCAUCGAACAAGACCAGGGCGAGCGAGGCAAUCUUUGACAUCGCCGGCAAGCGGAUCCAGCAAAUAUCCUAAGGUCAUUUAACUAGUAUAAAGAAGUUUUUAUAGAUGGUAUGGGUAACAAUUUUAAUUGUCAACAGAUAUCGUGUGAAAUGCCCAGGUUGUUUUGAAAUCAUAUUUAACUUGCUAAAGUUAAGAUAAUAUUUAAUAAAGCAUUUAUAGAAAUGUGUUCUUUAAAGAAAUUUGCUAGCGAGAAGGAUCAAAUAAAGCGGAACUGUUUGA